Messenger RNA from Halichondria panicea, 627 nucleotides. Its product is annotated as ras-related protein Rab-1B-like. NCBI's taxonomy places the organism in Eukaryota, Metazoa, Porifera, Demospongiae, Suberitida, Halichondriidae. Gene Ontology annotation, biological process: vesicle-mediated transport. The coding region runs from base 1 to 627 and encodes 208 amino acids. Gene Ontology annotation, molecular function: GTPase activity; GTP binding. The transcript has 2 exons. The record is from RefSeq and is a predicted model, not a curated record.
AUGGCAAGUUAUAAUAUCUUAACUCCAGAAUACAAGAUCAUAUUGCUGGGAGAACCAGGAGUGGGAAAGACAAGCUUCUUUUUCAGAGUGAGAGAUGAGGUCUUUCUAGCUGAGAGCCCCACCACUGUGUGCACUGGAGUGGAGCAUUUGGAGCAUCGCAUUGUCAUAGAUGGGCAAGAAGUCAAGACAAAUGUGUUUGACACGGCAGGAGGGGAACGGUUUCGAACGCUCACCUCCAACUACUUCACAAAUGCCGACGCUGCUAUCUUGAUGUACAGCAUCGAAGAUCAGUACAGUUUUGAAAGAAUCGAAGACGAAAUUGAGAAUGCCCUGCAAUUUGUCGAUCCCGAGGAUUUUGUUUGGGCCCUCAUCGGUAACAAAGCUGAUCUACAUCUUGAAAUUGAAGAGAGUAGCAUUAAAGCUAAGGGGAAGCACCUGGGAACACCUCUGCUUUAUUAUACAUCUGCCAAAUCUGGAGCAAAUGUUAAAGAGUCGUUAGACGCAGUUGUUAAGUACGUGCACAGAAAAAGAGCUGGAACACCGCGAAAGUAUUCAGGAGUAGACAGUGACUUACUACCAAUUAUUAGCACAGUUUCAACUCCAAAAAUGAAGAGUGGGUGUUGUUGA